Messenger RNA from Penicillium egyptiacum, 1476 nucleotides. The record is from the annotation of a GenBank genome assembly. Lineage: Eukaryota; Fungi; Ascomycota; Eurotiomycetes; Eurotiales; Aspergillaceae.
AUGGCUUCAACCUCAGUCGAUGCGAUCGCCCCAUCCCAACUAUUACAUUAUCUGCCUACGUAUCGGGUGCUGAUCUGUCUACGUUGCAGCUACGCGAUUCAGCCUGGUGCAGUCGCUCGCCAUCUCAAAGAAAUCCAUCAUCUUCAUCAUUUAUCGCGUCGACCCUUUGUCGACUAUGCCUCAGGAUUUGAACUGAGCCAACCCAGUGAUGUCGUCUUGCCCGAUGAAACCCAGUUUCCAGUGCCUUUACUGCCUGUCCAAAAUGGGCUAGCCUGCUCCUUUGCAAGCUGCGCUCAUCUUUGUGUCACCACCAAGCGCAUGAAGCAGCACUGGAUGUCUGUACAUCACAUCUCUGCCUCAGAUAAUGGAGGCUUCUGGGAUCUUGUGCCGCUGCAGACAUUUUUCCGGGGAAAUGCUCUCCGCUACUUUACUAACCCGGCGUUAUUGAUUUCGUCGUCUUCUUCUGACAAAUCCGAUGGGCUGACAAACACGACUGCGACAACCCCGGCUUCAAGCGGGAAUCGAGAAACGAGUCCUUAUCCAACAUUGGUCACAAGCGACACAGGCCUACUAGACAAUUAUCGGAACUACACCUACAAAACCCUCUCAUGCGGCCCCGAGACAGAUGAUGCGUUUCGAAUCAUUGUCCCACAGCUAGCCACCCAGUUUCCCUUCUUACUGCAUGGCAUCCUGUCCUGUUCUUCGCUCCACCUUGCUUCUAUCGACCCCACAAAUAGAGCGCAUUAUACGAUCCAGUCAAUCCGACACGCAGACCAAGCGGCUCCUGCAUUCCGAUGGGCAACUAUGAAUGUGGAUAGCAAUAACAGUCAGGCGGUGCUGGCUUUUGCAUUUUUCCUCGUCGUCUACGCCCUAGGCUCAGAGUCUAACGACCAACCAUUGUUUCUGAGCAAAGAGAAUAACCAGGGAGAAGAUGACCCUUCCUUGGAGUGGAUUGAGAUCCUCCGUAACGGCUGCUCCAUGCUCUGCCCCGUCUGGAUGGAGCUCAAAGCUAGUCCAUUGGCACCGUUUACGGCGCUUUGGCGGGCCGAUCUCGGCGUCACUACCGAUCCUAACGACCCUCUACUAAUUACACUACUCUCCGUCAUUCCAGAAUAUGAAUCCGAAUCGACUGAAUACUAUAUAUACCGCGAUUCCGCGGUCAAAUUGACACACGCCUUUGCGUUUAUUGAACGGUGCGGGUCACCGUCAACUAUCUGGGAUGUUCUUAAUUCAUGGCCAAUGCACGUUUUGCCGGAGUAUCUGACCCUACUGAAACAUAACGAUCCAGGCGCUUUGCUGCUGUUGGCCUACUAUGCUAUCCUUCUGCAGCCGUUUCGGGAACAAUGGUUCCUGAAAGGCCGAGUCGUGAAGUUGAUAGAUGAAAUUGCGCGACGACUAAAUGGGAAUUGCCCGCCACUGAUUUGGGAAGUGUUUUCUAUGAUGCAGCAGGAACACUUUGCGAGAGAGUUUAUAUAA